UUCUUUCCCACUCACCCAUGAGUCCCAAAAGAGAAAGAUGGAAAGAGCACAUGUGAAAACUGAGAUGAGGGGAAGGCUGAAGACAAUGACUUCACUUCUGUUUGCCCUGUAAAUUCCCCGUUUCAUCAAAUACAACGCAUUGUUUCAAAUAAAUUAUAUCAUUCUGUGAUCGGUGGAGUCUCUGUUGGCUCUGAAAGUGGAAUAUGACCUGAUUGAAAGCUUUUUAAAAGAGUAAAUGUGUGACUCCGAUUCCUUUUUUUCAAGUCAAGUGAUUCAAGUUAUCAAGAGAUUCAGUCUCUUAACUUGUGGUUUAUAUGCUUAUCUUAGAGAUUUUAUUUCCCCCCCCCAAUUUUAAUAUUUAUGCUGUUGUGUUUUGAGAAAAGUGUGAACAGACAAGUCACCUAAGAAUUAAGUUUUCAACAGCCUUUUUAUUUCAGUGUUGUAGUUCAGGUUGCAAGUAAUCUGAGUAUCUGUUGGAAUACAUGCUUUUGUCAUAAAAAAUAUGCCUUAAGAUGUUGGGUUUUGUGCAAACUGGAUCAAAGUUUGACAUCUGAACAUUGUGUUUUGUUAGGAAAUGUAUGCCUGGGGAAGAGGAGCUGCCUAAUGGAUCAUGGCUCUGAUGGUCUCGGGGCAUACUUUAUUUCUAGCGUUAAUGAUGGUUGCUGUCUUCACUUUUGAAGAAUCUGUAAGGAAUUACUCUGACUGGGUGACUUUCAUAGAGGAUAUAGAUCAAUAUGAAAAACAGAAACUUGAAGGUCUUAGUGCUGAGCAGAAGCUGAAAAAAACCGUUCUUCAUCCAAGCUUGUAUUUCAAUGCUGAAGAUGUUCAGGUGCUGAGGCAGAAGGCUCACACCAGUCAUUCCCAUCUAUUCAGAGCCAUCAGAAGUGCGGUGAUGGUUAUGCUCUCCAACCCAUUGUACUACCUACCUCCACCCAAGCAUGUGGAUUUUGCUGCUAAGUGGAAUGAGAUUUAUGGUAACAAUCUGCCACCUCUAGCAUUUUAUUGUUUGCUCUGCCCCGAAGAUAAAGCUGCAUUUGAUUUUGCCCUAGAGUAUAUGGAUAGAAUGGCUGGCUACAAAAACUGGUUGGUUGAGAAUGCACCUGGAGAUGAAGUCCCACUUGGUCACUCCCUAACAGGAUUUGCCACUGCUUUUGACUUCUUGUAUAAUUCACUGGAAAAUGAGAGAAGGCAAAAAUACCUGGAGAAGAUAUUGUCUGUAAGUGAGGAGAUGUAUGAGUACUCAAAGGUUCGCUCCUGGGGAAAGCAGCUUCUCCAUAAUCACCAAGCAACCAAUAUGCUUGCAUUACUUAUUGGGGCUUUAGUUUCAGGGGGAGACAAAGAAUCUCAGGCAAAUAUUUGGAAACACACUGUUGUGGAUGUGAUGGAGAAAACAAUGUUUCUGCUCAACCAUGUUGUAGAUGGGUCUCUGGAUGAGGGAGUAGCCUACGGGAGUUAUACAGCCAAGUCAGUAACACAGUAUGUUUUCCUGGCCCAGCGCCACUUUGGUAUUAACAACCUGGGCAAUAACUGGCUCAAAAUGCACUUUUGGUUUUACUAUGCCACCCUCUUACCAGGCUUUCAGAGGACUGUGGGCAUUGCAGAUUCUAAUUACAACUGGUUUUAUGGUCCUGAGAGCCAACUGGUUUUCUUGGAUAAGUUUAUCCUGAGGAAUGGAGCUGGCAACUGGCUAGCACAGCAGAUUAGAAAACACAGACCCAAGGAUGGGCCCAUGGUGCCAUCCACUGCACAGAGGUGGAGCACACUGCACACUGAAUUUAUAUGGUAUGCUGCUGAAAUCACUCCUCAGCCACCUCCUGACUAUGGCACUGCUAAAAUGCAUGUGUUUCCUAACUGGGGAGUUGUUACUUAUGGCGCUGGAUUGCCAAACAGUCAGACAAACACUUUUGUGUCCUUUAAGUCUGGAAAACUUGGUGGGCGUGCUGUCUAUGAUAUUGUUCACUUUCAGCCAUAUGCCUGGAUUGAUGGCUGGAGAAGUUUUAACCCAGGACAUGAACACCCUGAUCAGAACUCUUUCACUUUUGCUCCCAAUGGACAGGUGUUUGUAUCUGAGGCUCUUUACGGACCUAAACUCAGCCACCUAAACAAUGUCUUGGUCUUUUCUCCAUCUCCUACAAGCCAGUGCAACCAGCCUUGGGAAGGACAGCUUGGUGAAUGUGCCCAGUGGCUGAAGUGGAUUGGUGAUGAAGUUGGAGACUCAACUGGAGAAAUUAUAACAGCCUCCCAGGCUGGAGACAUGAUGUUUGUGAGUGGUGAGGCAGUAUCUGCUUACUCAUCAGCAAUGAAACUGAAAAGCGUUUAUCGCGUUUUGCUGCUCUUAAAUUCUCAGACCUUGUUAGUAGUAGACCAUAUCGAGAAAGAGGAAGACUCUCCUGUUGAUUCUGUCAGUGCCUUUUUUCAUAACCUUGACAUUGAUUUUAAAUACAUACCCUACAAAUUUAAGAACAAAUACAGUGGAGCUAUGAUGGAUGUGUGGGAUGCCCACUACAAGAUGUUUUGGUUUGAUCAUCAUGGGAGUAGUCCUGUUGCUAGGAUACAGGAGGCAGAACAAGCUGCUGAAUUCAAAAAGAGAUGGACUCAGUUUGUAAAUGUUACCUUUCCCAUGAAAAGCACCCUUACAAGGAUCGUUUACCUUUUCUAUGGCCCAUAUGUCAAUGUUUCUAAUUGCAGACUCACAGAUAAUGCAAAAUCUGGAUUUCAGAUUUCGCUCAGUGUCAACAACACUGAAAAUACCAUCUCGGUUGUGACCGACUAUCAGAAUUUAAAGACAAGGUUUGAUUAUUUGGGAUUUGGUGGUUUUGCCAAAGUAGUUCAUGAAAACAGAGUGACCAGGUUUGGCCUAGGUACUGAAUCUGUGAAAAAACUGGUAAAAAACAAUAGGGUGGUAUUCCCAUUUGGAUUCAAAGUGAACGUCAUUGCAGGGUUAGUUUUGGGCAUCAGUUUGGUCGUACUGGCUUUUCAGUGGCGGUUUUACAUAUCCUUUGGUAAAAUGUUGCGUUGGAUCCUGGUGCUGGUUGUCACACUGUGGCUUAUUGAAUUGGUGGAUGUGUGGAGCAUGUGUACUCAACCCAUCUGUGCAAAAUGGAGCAGUGACAUGACGAGGCUGGAGCAUGAUAAAGGCAAUAAAGCCAAACAAUUAGAAGGAAACCCUGUUGUUUUGCCAGAUGUUAUCAUUACUUCACUUCCCACUUCUGGGGCAGAAAUAUUAAAACAGCUGUUUUUCAACAGCAGUGACUUCUUAUACAUCAGGAUACCUACACCCUAUCUUGAAAUCCCUGAGACUGAAUUUGAAAUUGAUUCCUUUGUAGAUCCAUGUGAAUGGAAGGUUUCUGAUGUCCAGAAUGGUCAUUUCCGUCUUAUCCAAGGCUGGCUCCAGUCUCUAGUUCAAGGCACAAAGCUGCACUUACAAAACAUUCGUUUACAUGAAGCCAGCAGAAGUAAAAUUGCUCAGCAUUCUGCCAUAAGCAAAGACAAAAAGAAAAGAUCAAAAAAAAGAGAAUCUCUGUCAGAACAAAGAGGCAGGGCAAGAGGGAGUCAAGAUAAAGAUGCUGAACAUAUUAGGGAACUGAGAAGACAUCUCAUCUAUUACCCUAAUGCAAGACCUGUGCUUAGUUUAAGUAGUGGAAGCUGGACAUUAAAACUUCCCUUCUUCCAGGAAAUCCUGGGACCAACAAUGAGAGCAUUAUAUGUAGUAAGGGAUCCACGGGCAUGGAUCUAUUCAAUGCUAUACAAAAGUAAGCCAAGCCUUUACUCCUUGAAGAACGUUCCACAACACUUGGCUGCAAUAUUUAAAGGGGAGAAUGGUAAAGGGAAAUGUAAUUUAAAUGAAGGGUAUGCCUCUGAGUAUGAAUCGUUAAGGAAAGAACUUUCAAAUUCAAAUUCAAAUGCUGUUUCUGUGUUAUCCCAUUUAUGGUUAGCAAACACAGCAGCAGCACUGCGAAUAAACAGCAACUUGCUGCCAACUAAUUAUCAGCUGGUCAAGUUUGAAGACAUUGUGAGCUUUCCUCAGAAGACGGCUGAAACAAUUUUUGCCUUUCUUGGUAUUCCUCUUCCUCCUGCUAGCUUAAACCAAAUAUUGUUUGCCACCUCCACCAAUCUUUUCUAUCUUCCUUAUGAAGGGGAAAUUUCACCAAGUAGCAUUCAUGCCUGGAAAGAAAACAUGCCCAGUGAAGAGAUUAGACAGAUUGAAGAUAUUUGUUGUUCUCUAAUGGACCAUUUAGGAUACCCAAAGUUUAUAGAAUAAAUGCUGCCGGUCAGCAGAAAUUUGCACUAAUGAUCUCUUGACUCCCAAUUUGUGGAUAAAUAUUGGAGAAGUUUGUUUAUUCUUGUAAAAUGUGUACAGUCUGCUACUUUCAGAGAGAUUUUUUUAAGAAAUAGAUAGCUGUUCCUGCAACUGUGGUUGGUUUUUGUGGGGGUCUUUUGUUAUUGUUGUUUUUUUUUGCUUGUUUCCUUUGUGAUUUUGUUUUUGUUUAGUUUGUGUUUUUGUUUUGUUGGGUUUAUUUGUUUGUGUUUUUUUAAAUAACAAACACCACCUUGUAACUAUUUUUGCUGCCUUUCAA
Messenger RNA from Dryobates pubescens (Downy woodpecker), 4577 nucleotides. It is a transcript of the gene DSEL, whose product is annotated as dermatan sulfate epimerase like. The transcript has a single exon. Lineage: Eukaryota; Metazoa; Chordata; Aves; Piciformes; Picidae. The record is from RefSeq and is a predicted model, not a curated record. Gene Ontology annotation, molecular function: sulfotransferase activity; chondroitin-glucuronate 5-epimerase activity. Bases 611 to 4261 code for a protein of 1216 amino acids.